Messenger RNA from Clunio marinus, 2867 nucleotides. The record is from the annotation of a GenBank genome assembly. NCBI's taxonomy places the organism in Eukaryota, Metazoa, Arthropoda, Insecta, Diptera, Chironomidae.
UUCUUAUGAAUAAUCUGAAGUCAUGAAUGUUAAGAUUAGAAUCUUAAACGCGAUCACAAUUCUAAGAAGAACUUAUUAAAAUUAUUAUUUAACAAACAUUUCUUUUUUAAUCUUUCAGAUGUCUUGUUCUAGUUGCAACUACUCUCAUACAAACGAGUGCAGCAUUCGAUGAAUAUUCUUAUCAGCAAAUUAUAAACAAACAGAAUAAUCAACCUUUAAAUGGAUCGCUGAUCAUAACAAAACUCUUGAGUGUGAGUGGCUCUACAUCAUCAUCAGAAGAGACAACAACAGCACGACAGCAUCGUGUAAAUAACAUCAAAAUUAACCAAAGUUUAGAUUUAGAGAAUAGUGAUAAAGUUCAACAAGAUGAAGACCAAAGAAUAUCCAGUAAGAGCCUCUUAAAAGUUCCCAAAUAUGUGAAUAAAAGCGCGAGUAACUCCGACAAGAAGAACUCGAUGCUCUUAAAGAAAAAUUUCAGCGUGAGUCAAGUGAAAGCUGCUGAAGAUGGAAGUUGGAAGUGUCCAAACAUUUCAGAUAAUCGGAGUUUAGAGUGUGGUUGUGAUGUUCCGCUAACGUUGAGAUGCAGUGGAGAUGUUCAUAGUUUAUCACUCAUAGCCGAAGGUUUGCGUCGAAGCACUUCGUUUGUCUCAAUUCUUGAUUGUACCUUAAAAAAUGUCACCGUUCUUAAUGAAGCCAAAAUAUUCGAGGGAGUGUCAUUGAGUGGUCUCUUCAUAUCAUCAGGAGAAAUCAAAAGAGUCCAUCGUCUUGCUUUUAGUGGGUUAAAGACGCCUCUGCAAAUCCUUGGCUUACCAAAUAAUGCUUUAAAUAGUGUGCCAUCAAACAGCUUCCAACAGUUGACAUCGCUUGACCGAUUGGAUCUUUCUAAUAAUGAAAUUAAAAUUUUAUCACCGACAGAUUUUGUGUCGGUUCCAAAGCUUUCAUAUUUGGAGAUUAGUGAGAAUCAAAUAUCAUCAAUUUCACAAAAGACUUUUUUGCCGUUGAAAAAUCUAGUCACAUUGAAACUCAAUGGUAAUAAGUUGGGAAAUUCGCCAGGAAGUUUAAAGACUAUUGCUGAGUGUAUCAAUCUUAGAGAGUUGGAUUUGCAAUCGAAUCUUAUCAAAGGUCCAUUGACGUCUGAGACUUUACCAACUAUAAAAGAUUUGGAAAUUUUGAAUCUUGAACGAAAUUCUUUCUCAAGCGUUGGUGCUGAAACUUUUAAGAAUUUUCCAAAACUCACAAUGCUCUCUUUACGUCAUAAUCAAAUCGAUGUUUUGGCUGAUGAUGCAUUUAUUGGACUUAAUUCACUUCAGAAAUUGGAUUUGAGUUAUAAUGGAAUUGUUGCUGUAUCUGGCGGAUCUUUAAAGCACAUGAAUCGAUUAAAAAUGUUGGAUUUCACUCACAAUUUCUUAAGAGCAAUCACAACAGAUAUCAUCAACCCCUUGCCACAGCUAUCGGAAUUGAAACUUGAUGGAAAUGACAUUUCAAUUGUUGAAAGAAAUGCAUUAAACUCUGCUAAAAAUCUUAAAAAUAUCUCACUUCGUGACAAUCCAUUAGCUUGUGAUUGUAAAUUGCAAUAUUUUGCUGAAUGGUUAACAAGUGCAAGUCAGUUUGAUUCAAAGAACCUCAUGGCUUUUUGUAAAACACCACCAUUCUUGGAAGGAGCUCAACUAUCUCAACUUUCAAUUGAUUCUCUAACAUGUGCUGAAACACAUUUGGAAAGUGAAAAUGAUCAGAUAAUGUUUCAAGUGAAUUCAAUGUUCAGUGACUUCAACGAUAACUUCACAAUGAUCAAUUCGAGUUCAAGUAUAAUGUUCGUGGAUUACAACUUCACUGUCAACAAUGAUCUCAAUUUAAAUUGGAUUUUACAUCUCAACAAAUCAAUCUUAUUUCACUCUUUAGUGAUAUUUGAAGGAUCUGAUGUGAGAAUGCGAAUGGAUAAGUCAACUUUGAAUUAUCGUUCUUUCGAGAAAGGCAUUGAACCAAAUGACGAAUAUUUUGUUGUGUCAAUUCCAUCUAACGUUCCUUUAAAUUUAGGAAAUAAUUAUGAGUUCUGCUUGAUUUUCACUGAAGAUGACAAUCAUUUUUAUUUGGGAUGUUCAACAACCUUUUUACUUAUUCCGAACCGUAUCACGACAGUGGAUUUAAAUUCAAGAAUUCUAAAAUCAACAAUACAAGACUCAGAUAUAUCAGAUUUUGAUUCCAUAGCUGACAAACAGAAUAACCCGCUCUACAUGAAUGAUGACAUGCAAGGAACAUUCACAACUCAGAAAAAUCGAAAGAAUAAUGAAGACAUUUUUGAACAUGACGAUUCAAUAGAAGUUUAUCCUAGCAGAGAAUAUUACAACACGUUGUGGCCUAAUGUCAGUUUAAGCAUUCUCAUCAUCUGCAUGUCGAUUUCAAUCAUUUACAUAUUGUUUACUAAAUAUCGUUAUUACUACAAACAUCAUCAAACGGAAUCAAUUUCACCUUCUUAUUCCGAAGAUUCUAUCAACACUCAAAUUGAAGACGAAAAUGAUAACACAACAAACAAAUAUAUAAAGCUUCAAGCUACAACUGCAUUGUAGCAAUUAAAGUCUUAAAGUUGUAAAACUCAAACCUUAAUUUUGUACAGAUUAAAACAGUCAUUACUUAUUCGUUGUUAAACAUGCAUCAAACAUGCAACUAACUAUUGUAAGAAAUCUUUGAUUAUAUUUAAAGCGUAUGAUUUUUUCUAUUGUUUAAGAUUAAUUUUUAAUUAUUUUAUAAAAACUUGUAAGAAAUUUUAAAUGCUUAGAUAGCAAAACCGACAAUUGAAGGAAAAUAAAGAAAAUUUAUUAUGAAAUUUGUUUUUACUUUAAUUAUUUUUAAAAUUGAAAAAUCUGACUUUU